GGUGCGGAAUUCACGGACUCUCUGGUCCGCAACCUGCUGCGCCUCAUCCAGAGCAUACGGGUCCCGGCAACGCCAUCCAGGAUCCGAGAUCCCGUGGUGAAGCCCACGAGCGAGAAGGAGAUGCAGAAGGAGCUGUUUUCGGGGCAGUGCAGGCCAGACAAUCUGGCUGCGGCCGCCACUGCCGCCACCUCCAUCGCCUUGGGCACCAUGCUGGAUGAGGAUGAGGUGAAGGUCACCACGGACAUCCUGAGAGAGCUGGAGGCCCUGAUGCCCAGCGCCACAGAGGGCCAGGGCUGGGACCGGGACCUGGACCUGGACUGGGACCCAGGUUGGGACCCAGACAGAGAGCAACACAGAGACAAAGACAGAGACAGAGAAUGCAGGCACAGCCAGCACUCCUGCUCUUGGCGGUCUCCUUCCCGGACCCCGGAGAGGAAGAAAGACAGGUCCGGACAUCGGCCCGGGGGCAGGAGCGAGAGCCCCCCGACAGACCGGAAGGAGCAGAGGCGGCAGCCGCAGCAGCGGCAGCGGCGGCGGUGGCACAACCUAGUCGGGGAGGCCGGGGAGGAGACUUGCACGGGGGAACCAGACAGACCCAGCCAACUGUUGCUCGUCGGCGCCCCCGAGGGGGAGGACGACUGUCUGGAGAGCAAGCGCCCCAUCACAGCCAUCUCGGAUCUCGAGAAGCGGGAGAUCAAGCAGAUGACUGUGGCCAACGUCCUCUCCAAAGAGGAGUUUCCAGACUUUGACCAGGAGACAGGCAUCCUCCUGCAGCUGGACGGCGAGGAAGACGAGGACCUGGAAAUCGAGCUGGUGGACGAGGAGCCCCCGUUCCUGUGGGACCUCAUGAAGGGCAGCAGCGGGGACACGAGCCCCGUUGUCAAGAUGGUGAAGAAGCCAGACGGCUCCCUGUCGCGGGCCGCCAUGAUGCAGAGCGCGCUGGCCCAGGUGCGGCGGGAACUGAAGCAGGCGCUGCAGUGGGAGGCCAACAUGGACUCCAUGCGCACGGGCCUCCACAAGCACUGGGUCGACCCCCUGCCUGAAGCCCAGGGCACGCAGAUCGCGGCCAAGAUGCGAGGGAUUGGGGUGACGCCCAGCCACAUCCCCGAGUGGAAGAGGCGUGCGUUCGGGGGCCACCAG
Molecule: messenger RNA, 1140 nt
Organism: Fukomys damarensis (Damara mole-rat)
Lineage: Eukaryota; Metazoa; Chordata; Mammalia; Rodentia; Bathyergidae
Product: ATP-dependent RNA helicase DHX8-like
Exons: 1
Source: RefSeq, a predicted model, not a curated record